Molecule: messenger RNA, 2748 nt
Organism: Procambarus clarkii (red swamp crayfish)
Lineage: Eukaryota; Metazoa; Arthropoda; Malacostraca; Decapoda; Cambaridae
Source: RefSeq, a predicted model, not a curated record
UCAACAUUAUCUAUUUAUUCUUAUCAUAUGAGUUUAUACCGAGUCUACUUCUCAAAAAAGGUACCUCAGUCCCAACCUUGGCGACCACAGGAAGGCGUUACCCUACACCACCGCUUGUGCAGUUAUCGAGACGAGAAAAAUGACCUCUACAUAAGCUUAGGAAAUGUAUAUGCUUAUCUCUCAGAAAGUUUGUGGUGGCGGAGGACUGGCUCCCGCACUAGCCUGUGGGUGUGGACAGCACUCCUGACUGUGGCCCACGUGUACCUGUGGCGGCAGGAGCUGGGCCACCUCUACCAGCAGCCUCUACAGAAGAACUCGGCCAGUAUUCAGGUCCUGGAGAGGUACAGACGCUGCGUGAAAAAGGCGUGCUGGAGACUGAACCUGCGGUACCCCAUCCUGAGGGCGACCGACGGCCGGCUGGUGCACCACCUGCGCCGGCUCAUAGAUUCUCCUCCGGGUGCUUCCCAGGGGCUCCUUGACCGUGGGACUCCUCCUCCCCGGACUUUCCAGGGGCGCCUCAACCCUAGAAAUCCUCUUCAAGAGGUCUUCCAGGGGCACCUCGACCCUCACCAUCCUCCCUGGCACAACGUCACCUCCUACAGUGUCACCGAGAAAGUCAUCAGGGAUGUAUUUGGAACAGCGGAGGGCGGAGUGUUCGUGGAGGUCGGCGCCCAGGACGGGCUGUGGCUGAGUAACAGUUGGUGGCUGGAGGCCGCUCGAGGCUGGAGAGGACUCCUCGUCGAGGCCGACCCACACAACUACCUCCACCUCAGAACCUCUCCCAGGACCUCCAGGACCCUCCCCGUCUGCGUCACUACCGGACUCAGAGUUAAACAGGAGUCGUUGGUGCGGAGGGAGCCAGAGGUGGGAAACACUAUACUGGGCAUGCACCAGCGGGGUAUGACCAUGCUCACCCGCUUCGCUACUCCCAGGGACCAUUACCUGGGGAAGACCUGGGACGCCACCUGCUUCCCUCUUCUCUCCGUCCUGGCUGCUGCCGGCUACAGGCAGAUAAAUCUGUUAAUAUUUGACGUCACUGGCGGAGGGUUUGAAUUGAUGCAAGAUUUUUUUGAAACGAACUCUGACCUUGGCCACCCUUUCAGGGCACAGGCUGUCCUGUACCAGGACACAUCGCUGGUGAACAAUACGGAGAUGGCGGAGGAGGCGAGGGCUCUAGGCUACACUCAUCUGGCCAUCAGCUCCUCACACUUCCUCCUGCUGCAUCGCUCCCUCGGUGUGGCUCUGGCCUGAAGCCCCCUGCAGCAUCCUCGGUGUGGUCCAGGCACUAUCUUUUGAUAGGACCCUGAGACUCGCCCACCCUUUCCAAUCCCUUUGGACAUCAAAGCGAAAGCGAAGAGACUCGCCGUCACGGGGUCGGACCUCGUAGGUCGAUGGAGCAGCGUGGCGCCGCCGACGGUGCGAUGAAAUUGACGCUCAAAAAGGAUUUAGUGUUUGGGUCAGGGGGGCGCGGGCUUGGCUCUCUCACAGCUCCUGGGGGCCAGGGCGGUGUCAGGAUAUGCCGUGUUUUUUUUUUUAAUUUAUUUUGUUAUUUGUGGUUUGUGUUGGGGUUAUACCCAUGUAUAGUUUCAAUGGUGCGCAAUGUUGUGUAAUGUGUUUACUGUUGCCCCGUACUAUGUUUGUUAUUUUUUUUAACUGAGAAUGUACAUUUUCCUGUUUAUAACGGCUGCUGGGCCUAGUUUCUGGAGCAUGUAACGACCUUAGAGUGUUGGGAUCCCUUGUGUGUACUUUUAUGUUUGUAAAUAUUCUGUUGCACUGUAUUGGUGAUUUGUAAUGUCUAGUUAACUUAUCUAUAUUAUUUUUGUGCCUUUGGUGUAAUUUUUGUACACGUAUGUGUGAUGAUCAAAGGGAGAGUAUCUUUCAGUACUUGUUAUGUAUUACUACUUGUCUUAGUUCUGUGUUUGUAAUAUUGUGUAAAGUUAUGUUGUUAAGGUGUACUUUUAUUUGUAUAUAUUCUCUGUUUUUUAUCAAAUAAAGGUAAACAAAAAAGAACAUUGACAGGCAACAUCCAGAUGUCCAGGAUGUCCGCAUUUAAAGCAGGUCCGGGGUUUUCCAUGGUAAAGGAAGCUGACCGUAAAACCACCAAUCGAAAUAGACAACACAUUCUUGUGAAUCAUCAUCUUAGCUGUACCGAAGCCAUUUAACAACCCCCCUUAGCCUCGCCCGAGGUGUACUCACACAUAGGGUCACAUUCCAUUUUUCCCUACGUGUCAGGUACAUGACAUAGACUUUCCUCUGACAUCUCAAAAGGCGCGUCCUUAAAGGCCACGUACGAUUUCAAUUUAUUUCUUUAUAAUGCACCCCAUAUCCAUCCCGUGGGCGGUAGUGGAAAGGGUUACAGAGGCACAUAACCGGUUCACGAACUGAACCUCAUAGUUCAUUUAGUUAAGCAAGUGACAAUCUUUCAAAGCUAGUUACACAAUUGUUAAUGUUACAUAUGUACAUUUACACACAUACAUACAUACAAACAAUCUUUUUAUAUCACGAGUGAUUCAACAAGUCACUAUACAAGGCACUUUACAUCUAUGGUGAGUCACAUAGUUACUAGUCUUGCUGCACACCCACACAACUGGGCGGCAGCUUUACAGUCAUGUGCAUGCAUUACCUACAGUAAGUAAACCUUUGGAUACUUCGCUAGGAUUCCUGGCAGCACAAUCUUAUGACUGAAGCACUGACACCAUUUCUUGGGCACCAUUGAUGGUGUUAUCUCUGAAUUCCGUGAUUUUUUCA